This is a messenger RNA of Chrysemys picta bellii (western painted turtle), 1456 nucleotides long. It is a transcript of the gene ECHDC1, whose product is annotated as ethylmalonyl-CoA decarboxylase 1. Gene Ontology annotation, molecular function: catalytic activity. Gene Ontology annotation, biological process: fatty acid beta-oxidation. Lineage: Eukaryota; Metazoa; Chordata; Testudines; Emydidae. The record is from RefSeq and is a predicted model, not a curated record. Gene Ontology annotation, cellular component: cytosol.
UCCUUACUUCCCCCAAUCUCUCUCCUCUGCCCCAUGAUUAUUAAAUAACCCUGGGAUUGUAGGUUCUCAUCUGUCCCACCCUAUCCCUGAUAUUAAUCCCUUCCAGGCUGGCGUCUUUUUUCCUUCCGCAGUGUGAACCCCGGGAAUUUGGGUUCUCCUCUCUGUCUCACUCCCCCUUGCUCCAAGAAAUGGCAGUCUCUCUUUGGAAAAGUUUACUCCAAACCACAAAGAGUAGACUAUUCCUGCAAAGAUGUGUGUCACUUUAUAACAGUGCCCAUGGCUUUGAGGAAGAAGAGAUGAAGAAAAAACUUCAGCAGUUUGGUGGUGGAUCCAUCGACCUUUCUAAGGAAGACAAUGGCAUUGGAGUCCUGACCUUGAACAACCCAAAGCUAAUGAAUGCAUUCACAGGCACUAUGAUGCUAGAACUCCAGGAGAGGGUAACUGAACUGGAAAAUUGGAAGGAUGGGAAAGGUCUUAUCAUCCAUGGUGCAGAAAAUACUUUUUGCUCAGGAUCUAAUUUGAAUGCUGUCAGAGCAAUGUCCAGCCCACAGGAUGGAAUGAACAUCUGCAUGUUUAUGCAAAACACCUUAACCAGACUUAAGAGGCUGCCUCUGAUUAGUGUUGCAUUAGUUCAAGGAAAAGCUCUGGGAGGUGGAGCAGAAUUUACCACCGCAUGUGAUUUCAGGUUAAUGACUCCAGGAAGCGAGAUUAGAUUUGUCCACAAGCAAAUGGGUUUAGUACCAGGCUGGGGUGGAGCUGCCAGGCUAGUACAAAUCGUUGGCAGUGGUGCUGCCCUGAAGCUGCUAAGUGGUGCUCUCAAAGUGGAUCCUGAGAGCGCAGUACAUCUCGGGCUGGCUGAGGAAACUUUGCCGUCUUCAGAUGAAACCAGAUCUUUAGAAGAAGCCCAAGCAUGGCUAAAUCAAUAUACAAAGGGUCCAGCCGAAGUGAUUCAGGCUGUGAAAAAGGUGGUCACAGCAGGAAGAGAGCUACAGUUCGAAGCUGCUUUACGGGCAGAGAAGGACAUUUUUGGAACCGUUUGGGGUGGGCCUGCCAAUUUGCAGGCCUUAGCUCAAAGCACAAAACACAAAUGAUUAACUGUCAAUGCAUAAGAAAAAUGUUUUUGAUCUUUUGCAAACAAAGCCUCCACUAAAGCAGGCAUUUAUUUGAUCCAUUUAAGAAUUUGUUCAUUUAAACUGGCACUAACAUUCCUAGCUUGCAUAUCAUGGAACCAUAUUUGGUGUGCUACCACAGAGAGAAAUCCCCAGUGGAUCCUUUGCUGUUCUAAUCACAGGUAGAAUGGAAAUCAGUGAAAUUAAAGGUAAAUUCUGUGUUGGGAAUUGAACUGUUACUGUCUCAGAAUGGGGUUGAAGACUAUGUUCUUGUUUUCUUUUGAAUUAUUCGCUUGUGAAGAUGCUAGGUUGACUGCACUAGAAAUAAAGCCUAUUCAUCAACCGAA